CCCUGGAAAGGCAAUCUGAACAGCAAAAGUGUUGAGCAGCAGAGAAGACGGCUGAACAAGCAGUUGGAGAGAUUUAAGAUAACCAGAUCACAGAACCAGACGCUCUACCAACCAUCCAUGUGACAUUGAUUCUCCUUCAUCUAAUUCAGAGAGGGGCCUCCUGUCUUCAUCAUCACAAGAACAGGACGGAGCAUCUGCUAAGUGAGCUGUGGUGGCCACUCUUGCAGGAGGAACUUCAUUUCACUAGAUUGCAGCUGACAAGCACUUCAAGCCUGUCUCCAUUUUGAGUGAGAAUCAAGACAGCCUGAUCAUUGAGCUGGAAUCUAGCCAAUCCACAUAAUACUAGUAUCUUCCGUAUUGUACCAUUCAAGCAACUUGAUCAAGCAUUCCUUGGAAAUUCAGCUGAAGAAGAACAAACUGUAUGAACUGAAAUCCUUACUUGGUUAAAAGACAAAAGGGGUUUGGGUAUAGGUUUGAUAAGGACUCAUUUAUCAGUGACAAGAAUUGCCAGGCACUUAAAUUCUUGGUAACAGUCUCUUGGUACACAAAUUUAAAUCAUGAAUGCUGAGUAUGUCUUAUGUAAUUGGAAUGACCAGUUAUGGCCCGCAAAGGUUUUGUCUGUAUCUGAGAUUACAUCAGAUAGUAAGAGAAAAAGGGUAUUUUCCCUCGAAGUCCAAAUUCUCUUACUGGGUGAAAUAAUUAAAGUGGAAAGCACUGAAACAAAGGCCCUAGAUAAAUCUCAGAUUGAAGCAAUUGUCUCCUCAGUAGCAGCACAGUCAGAUAUCAGUGCAUCACCUAGAGAGGAAACAGCCUAUGAAAGGUCUCUAAAAGUGGCACUGAGUAUUCUGAAUGAGAAUCAAGAUUUGAUUCAAAUAAGCAGUUCAGAUGAAGAAGAGACCACUACAUUGUCUGGAAGCAUACCACAACCCCAUCUUAAAAUGUAUCAGAACCAAGAAAGUGGAAAUUCACCAUCCCCAUUUGUAUCUUCAGAAAGUGAUAAUUCCCUUUGUGACGACAAAUUACAGGUGCCCUCAACCUAUGAUACUAAUGUAAGUGUAAUGGAAAUGAAGUCAUUGCCAAACUUCAGUUGGUGUGAGACUGUCCCUUCACCUUCAGAAGAAGGUGAUGAUAAAAAGGAGAGUAAGAAAAAGAUUGACAUGUCAGCAGUCAUAUAUUUUUAUUCCACAAUGAAAGAGGAGGGUGAUCUUGUUAAAGAGGAAAAGUUCUAUCCAGCACCAUCAGAUAUAUUCACUGUGCCCAAACUUUUGAAAGAAGAGUCACAGAAUAUCCCCACAGAAACCCUGGAUCUAUCCUAUGAAUGCUCUAAUUUGCCUUUGCCUGAGAAUAUUGAAGAUCCUGGAGAGGGUCCUUCAAAUGCAUGCUCUGUUAUCACUCGUUAUCAACCUGUAGUGGUAUCAGAGCCAGAAAUUGAGGCACCCCCAGAACCCAGUUCAAGUGACUGUCAGCUUUCAUUAAGUGCCUCUAACAGUAACCUGGAUUAUUCACUCCCACUAAAUAGUGAAAGAUAUUGGCAGGAAGUGGAUUUGGAGGAAGUAGGGGGAGAACAGCAAGCCUCUGACAAAUCAGGGCAUCAAAGUGCUCUUGAAGCUUCCAUCCUCAAUGAAAGUGAAGAAGAGGAAGAACUUCCACGCAUGAUUCUUCAUUAUGAACCACGUCCAUUUGAAGUAGGAAUGAUAGUCUGGUUUAAAUACCAAAAAUAUCCAUACUGGCCAGCAGUAAUAAAAAGCAUCAGGCGAAAGGAGAGAAAAGCCAGUUUACUCUUUGUUGAGGUUAACAUGAAUCCUGCAAACAGAGGCAUUAGGGUGUCUUUUAGAAGAUUGAAGAAAUACGAUUGUAAAGAGAAAAAAGAACUAGUAGAAAAGGCCAAAGAAGAAUACUAUGAAAGUAUUGAGUGGUGCCUGUCACUGAUCUGUGACUACAGAGUUAAACUAGGCUGCCGUUCUUUUUCAGGCUCUUUCUUUGAGUAUUAUGCAGCUGACAUUAGUUAUCCACUUCGAAAAGGAACCGACCAGGCUGCUUUCAGACACAAAUUUCCAAAACUGCGUAACGAAGAUGCCAAGGAAUUGUUGGCUGUGAAACCCCCUGAAAAGAGAAAGAUUUUUCAGAAAAUUCUUCCUGACCGAAUGAAACCUGCUCGGGAUAGAGCCAAUCAAAACCUCCUAAACUUUAUUGUGAAUGAGAAAGGAGCAGAGGGCCAUCUUCUAGGUAUUUUGAAUGGCACAAAAGAAUCCAAGUGGCUGAAUGCAUUUUUACAUGCAAACAGACUUUCCCGCUGUAUUGAGACCUACUUUGAAGAUGAAGAUCAGUUGGACAAGGUGAUGAAAUACUUAAAUGAAAUCUAUGAACAAAUAGAUGGAGAAAUUCCGAGUAUGAUAAAAGAUGAUAAAAUCAAAUUUAUCUUGGAAGUUCUUCUGCCAGAAGCAAUCAUUUGUUCAAUUUCUGCUGUUGAUGGCUUAGAUUACAAGCUAGCUGAAGCAAAGUAUCUAAAAGGACCAUCUCUAGGUUACAGGGAAAGAGAAUUAUUUGAUGCAAAAAUAUUAACUGGAAAGAGACGGAGACCAGCGACAAAUGAAGGUCACUAAAUAUUUUGGUCUCCAACUGUAACAGGAAGAUUUAGCUUUCACAGAUAUUUUUAA
Sorex fumeus (smoky shrew) is the source of this 2657-nucleotide messenger RNA. RefSeq names its product PWWP domain containing 3B (gene PWWP3B). Lineage: Eukaryota; Metazoa; Chordata; Mammalia; Eulipotyphla; Soricidae. The record is from RefSeq and is a predicted model, not a curated record. Bases 558 to 2603 code for a protein of 681 amino acids. The transcript is spliced from 4 exons.